Molecule: messenger RNA, 1277 nt
Organism: Epinephelus fuscoguttatus (brown-marbled grouper)
Lineage: Eukaryota; Metazoa; Chordata; Actinopteri; Perciformes; Serranidae
Exons: 4
Coding region: 106-1002 (298 amino acids)
Biological process (GO): mitochondrial ADP transmembrane transport; mitochondrial ATP transmembrane transport
Cellular component (GO): mitochondrial inner membrane
Molecular function (GO): ATP:ADP antiporter activity
Source: RefSeq, a predicted model, not a curated record
CUACACAAUCGGCCAUUUCGUCGGUUUAGGCCAUCAGCCGUAGAGGGCAGUGGGGAUAUAUCAAGUGUACUGGUUACCUGAAAGACACAUCAAGAACAUCGCAACAUGAAUGAGCAGGCAAUUUCAUUCGCUAAGGAUUUCCUGGCUGGUGGCAUCUCCGCGGCCAUCUCUAAAACAGCCGUCGCCCCAAUCGAGAGAGUGAAGCUUCUCCUUCAGGUCCAGCAUGCCAGUAAGCAGAUCACGGCAGAUAAGCAUUACAAGGGUAUCAUAGACUGCGUUGUCCGUAUCCCCAAGGAGCAGGGGUUCCUUUCCUUCUGGAGAGGUAACCUUGCCAAUGUCAUCAGAUAUUUCCCCACCCAGGCCCUCAACUUCGCCUUCAAGGACAAGUACAAGAAGAUCUUCCUUGAUGGCGUCGACAAGCGCACCCAGUUCUGGAGGUACUUCGCCGGUAACCUGGCCUCUGGUGGCGCUGCCGGAGCCACCUCUCUCUGCUUCGUGUACCCCCUCGACUUCGCCCGUACCCGUCUGGCCGCUGAUGUGGGAAAGGCUGGAGCCGAAAGAGAGUUCACCGGUCUGGGAAACUGCCUGGUGAAGAUCACCAAGUCUGAUGGCAUCAGGGGGCUGUACCAGGGUUUCAAUGUGUCAGUGCAGGGCAUCAUCAUCUACAGGGCUGCAUACUUUGGCAUCUAUGACACAGCUAAGGGUAUGCUUCCAGACCCCAAGAACACCCACAUCCUGGUGAGCUGGAUGAUUGCACAGACUGUGACAGCUGUUGCUGGCCUGACCUCAUACCCCUUCGACACUGUCCGUAGACGUAUGAUGAUGCAGUCCGGACGCAAAGGAGCCGACAUCAUGUACAGUGGGACCAUUGACUGCUGGCGCAAGAUCGCACGUGAUGAGGGAGGCAAGGCUUUCUUCAAGGGAGCCUGGUCCAAUGUGCUUAGAGGCAUGGGUGGCGCCUUCGUGCUGGUGUUGUACGAUGAGCUGAAGAAAAUUAUGUAAUUCGUCAUACUGUCACAUCACUGUCCAAUUUGGCUAAAUGUAAUAACUCUCCAUUUCUAUGGACUCUGCAUUCUGCCUUAUUUAUGGGAACAAACUAUAGUGUCUCACCCCUAGCUGUGGGCGAUGGCUGUACGUUGUGCAUCUUUGAUUUUAAACGUUCCACAUCCUCUUUACCAAUGUCAUUCCUGUUAAAGAAAUCUGAUACCUCCUCCUGUCAUUCACUAGGUUUGUAUGGUCCCAACUUGAAUAAAUUUAUUCUGGGGAACAAACUAAAA